GUGGAUGUAUUGAUGUGUUUGAAUCAUAUAAACCAGUAGUCCAAUACGGUUGUGACAUUCUUGUAGAUGGACUUUUACUUAAGACGAAUAAUCAAGUGUUCCAUAUAAGUAUCACUUGAGAGAUUACUGAUUAGGCAUAUCUUCUAAGAAAGAGAUUCUGAUAUGGCAAAUACUAGCAGGGAACAUAGGUGGUCACUUAAAGGAAUGACUGCCCUUGUCACCGGGGGAACCAGAGGCAUUGGGUACGCCAUAGUGGAGGAACUAGCUGAAUUUGGUGCCCUGGUACACAUCUGUUCAAGAAACCAGACCGAGAUCAAUGAGAAGAUACAAGAGUGGGAAGGCAAGGGGUACAAAGUCAGUGGUUCUCAAUGUGACAUGACUUCAAGAGAACAAAGAGAGGAGCUGAUGAAGACUGUCUCUUCUCUUUUCGAUGGGAAGUUAAAUAUCCUGAUAAACAAUGCCGGAACAGUAAGAAUGAAAGGAGCCACGUCGUAUACAGCUGAGGAUUACUCGUAUUUGAUGGGAACAAACUUUGAGUCUCCUCACCAUUUGAGCCAGCUUGCACAUCCCCUCCUCAAAGCAUCUGGCUGUGGAAGCAUAGUUUUUAUUUCGUCCGUGGCAGGUGUUACGGCCUUACCUGCACUUUCAGUCUAUGCAGCAUCUAAAGCUGCUGUUAAUCAACUGACGAAGAACUUGGCUUGUGAAUGGGCGAAUGAUAACAUACGUGUCAACACGGUGGCACCAUGGGGAGUCAAAACUACCAUAAAUCCUGGGUUUGUUGAGGCAUCAGUUACCCGAGCAAUGAUGCUGGUAAUGAACAGAACUCCACUGAAGCCCAUUGGGGAACCGAAUGAGAUAUCUUCUCUAGCCGCAUUCCUUUGUCUUCCUGCUGCUUCAUUCAUCACUGGACAGAUCAUUGUUAUUGAUGGUGGAUACACAGCUGGUGGUUUCAAACUCGAACCAUAAUUUCUACAGCAUUGUCUGAACCAGUUUUAUACUCGGUGUUAUUGUGGAUAGCUGCUAAUUCUGCACCCUCAGAUCAUCAAUUUAAUAAUUUUGCUAUCUAUUUCUAUUUCUCAAA
Daucus carota subsp. sativus is the source of this 1081-nucleotide messenger RNA. RefSeq names its product tropinone reductase homolog. The coding region runs from base 163 to 966 and encodes 267 amino acids. The record is from RefSeq and is a predicted model, not a curated record. Gene Ontology annotation, molecular function: oxidoreductase activity. The transcript is spliced from 5 exons. Lineage: Eukaryota; Viridiplantae; Streptophyta; Magnoliopsida; Apiales; Apiaceae.